ACAAAAGUAGGUGUGACUGUACUGGUAUCUUGCUAGCACUGAGCAGAACAAGAAGUCCCAGCUAUAGUUAAUUAGCUAUAGAUGCUGCCAAAGACUGAGGAGAGUUGAGAUGGCGUGUGCCCAGCCACUGGAACACCACCCUCAGAGCAGCCCCUGCAACAGUAACGAGCCCCACCCCCAAAGCAGCCCCUCCCACCCAAAGCUGCAAGUGAUGGUCGCAGGCAGCGAUGAGACGGAUGGGUCGUUCAGUAUACCUUCUUACUCAAGUGGACUGCAUCCAGUGCUCCGUAGUCAAGGCUCUAACAGAGUGCAGUCUCACAGACAAAGGAUUGUGAGAGAGAUCUAUGACACUGAGCACUCAUACAUAUCCCAGCUCACAACCAUAGUCUCUAUGUUUCUGAAGCCGAUACGAGUGGGCUGUCUCCUCCCCCAGGUCACCAUUACAGCCAUCUUCUCCAAUAUAGAGGCCAUUCUCUCCGUCAACCAAGAGCUGUUUGCCUCCAUGAGGAAGAGGAGUCUUGGAGAAGCCUUUUCUCAUCUCGGGCCCUUCCUAAAGCUCUACUCCACCUUCGCUGAAAACUACCAGCAGGCAAACGAAACAUUGCAGGAGUGCCUAAGGCAAGACUCUGAUUUCUCGAGUUUUGUGGUAUCGACUGAGUCUCGUCCGGAGUGCUGCGGCCUCCGCCUCUCCUCGCUCCUCAUCACUCCUGUGCAGAGGGUGCCCAGGUACAAACUUCUCCUGGAAGAUCUCUUGAAACACACUAAAGGGACUCACACUGACUACAACAAAUUAAAAGCUGCAUCUGCGGAGGUUGUCUCGGUAACGAUACACAUCAACGAGCAUGUGCGAAGACAUGAGAAUUUCAUGAAGAUGCUCUCUAUUCAACAGAGCCUGGUUGGACCAAGCAUACCAAGUAUUCUCUCUCCUGCCCGCAGCUUCAUUUACGAGGGGGGGCUCAUGAAGGUGUGCCGAACAUUCAAGUACAAGAAGGCCAGUGAACGGAUGGUGUUCCUGUUCUCAGAUGUCCUCAUCUACGCCAAGCCAACCAGAACCGAGAAGAAGAAUAUAGAAAGGUGCUAUGAUUGCCGGUGUGUGUUGCCCCUCCUCCACUCCACAGUGAGGCUCCUCAGUGAAGAUGAGAGAGCACCUGACAUCACACGGCUGAUUGAGAUCUCCAACGGUGACACGUCUUUUGUGUUCUACUCAUUGGACCCUGGGACAGUGACCAAGUGGGCGGAUAAAAUACACAACACUAUCAGGGAGCUGCAGGAUAAAUACAGUUCACUACUAAGUCAGCAAGAUGCACACAGACCCACUCCCACUCCGUCCAACUCCACUAGUAGAGGAGAUGAGAACAGUGGAGCACCACCGCAGCUGUACCUCAACACACUCACUAAAGAUACACCCUACCCACUGAUGGCUACCCUGUUCUCACCACUACUCAAAGACCACCACCCCAAACAGGGCACACCCACAUUGGACAAUACUCCUCACACUUUAGUACGUAACAAUCAGACUACUACUGACCAUAGAAUGACUGAGGCCCAGAGCAGUGAACAUCUCACAUCAACUAACAAUGAAGUAAAUACAGGUACUCACUUCUUGGAAGCAAUGGUGGAGUUGAAUGACUCUGAGAGUAGAGACACUGACCAACUGAUUGAAGAUAAGAGGCAGCCAGAUGUCCGGUCACUCAGCACAAUAUAUUCUCAAGAGAACAAUUAUUUGACGUCUAGAUGCUGUACAGUACUCUAAUCCAUGUGUGUGUGAAUUGAUUCACGUCACAGUGCGUCACGCGACUUAGCAAGGCAGGCUCUCCUGCAUGACAUGUUCUCAAAUUCC
Messenger RNA from Halichondria panicea, 1840 nucleotides. RefSeq names its product putative protein tag-52. NCBI's taxonomy places the organism in Eukaryota, Metazoa, Porifera, Demospongiae, Suberitida, Halichondriidae. Gene Ontology annotation, molecular function: guanyl-nucleotide exchange factor activity. The record is from RefSeq and is a predicted model, not a curated record. Gene Ontology annotation, cellular component: cytoplasm. The transcript is spliced from 13 exons. Gene Ontology annotation, biological process: intracellular signal transduction. The coding region runs from base 110 to 1753 and encodes 547 amino acids.